GACCCGUACUCACCAGCUCCGUGGGACCCAGAGUGAGCUGGCCACUCAAGAAGCCAUUGUCUCCCACACUCCCACAGUACUCAGCAAGCCCGGUCCUCCCCCUUCGCCAAUACAUGUCACGUCCUCCUUUCCCGUGCCCCAUAGGUGGCUACGAGGCUUGCAUGGGGCUCCGAGGAGUUGGACGUCCAAAGGUUUUUGCUGUUUUGCUUGAGACCUGGUUAUGGUUGUGGGAUUUUUUUUUUUUUUUUCUGUCAGCUGCCUGUUAUAUCAAUCACGGAGUCGGGAUCUAUUUAUAGGUUGGGAGUACUGUGUCCUUAGUCACAAAGAGACACAGACAGGGGACUGUCAGCUGGUGUCGGAGGAGCCAAGCCACGAGUCAUCAGGAGUCAUCAGCGUCUGGAACACCUGAGGGUAACCGGUCCUCACUCCUGGCAGCCCCGUCCUCUAGCCAGCCCCACCAUGCUGCUGAACCGAAUGUCCUCCGAAGAUCGGCACCUGGGCUCCAGCUGCGGCUCCUUCAUUAAGACGGAGCCAUCCAGCCCAUCCUCGGGCAUUGAUGCCCUCAGCCACCACAGCCCCAGCGGCUCCUCGGACGCCAGCGGCGGCUUUGGCAUGGCCCUGGGCACCCACGCCAACGGUCUGGACUCGCCGCCCAUGUUCGCAGGCGCGGGGUUGGGAGGCACCCCGUGCCGCAAGAGCUACGAGGACUGUGCCAGUGGUAUCGUGGACGACAUCAAGUGCGAGUACGUGCUCAACGCCAUCCCCAAGCGUCUGUGCCUCGUGUGCGGGGACAUUGCCUCUGGCUACCACUAUGGCGUGGCCUCCUGCGAGGCCUGCAAGGCAUUCUUCAAGAGAACCAUCCAAGGCAACAUCGAAUACAGCUGUCCGGCCACCAACGAGUGUGAGAUCACCAAACGGAGACGGAAGUCCUGUCAGGCCUGCCGCUUCAUGAAAUGCCUCAAAGUGGGGAUGCUGAAGGAAGGUGUGCGUCUUGACCGAGUGCGUGGAGGGCGCCAGAAGUACAAGCGACGGCUGGACUCGGAGAGCGGCCCCUACCUGAGCUUACAGAUUUCCCCACCUGCUAAAAAGCCAAUGACUAAGAUCGUCUCCUAUCUACUGGUGGCUGAACCGGACAAGCUGUACGCUAUGCCUCCCCCUGGUAUGCCUGAGGGAGAUAUCAAGGCCCUGACCACCCUCUGUGACCUGGCAGAUCGGGAGCUUGUAGUCAUCAUCGGCUGGGCCAAACACAUCCCAGGCUUCUCGAAUCUGUCACUCGGGGACCAGAUGAGCCUGCUGCAGAGUGCCUGGAUGGAGAUCCUCAUCCUGGGCAUCGUGUACCGCUCGCUGCCCUAUGAUGAUAAGCUGGUGUACGCGGAGGACUACAUCAUGGACGAGGAGCACUCUCGCCUGGCGGGGCUGCUGGAGCUCUACCGCGCCAUCCUGCAGCUGGUACGCAGGUACAAGAAGCUCAAGGUCGAGAAGGAGGAGUUUGUGACGCUCAAGGCCCUGGCUCUCGCCAACUCAGAUUCCAUGUACAUUGAGGACCUAGAGGCCGUGCAGAAGCUGCAGGACCUGCUGCAUGAGGCGCUGCAGGACUACGAGCUGAGCCAGCGGCACGAGGAGCCCCGGAGGACGGGCAAGCUGCUGCUGACGCUGCCCCUGCUGCGGCAGACGGCGGCCAAAGCCGUGCAGCACUUCUACAGUGUGAAACUGCAGGGCAAGGUGCCCAUGCACAAACUCUUCCUGGAGAUGCUGGAGGCCAAGGUGUGAUGGCCCAGCAGCACACGGAUGGAUGGAUGGAUGGACGGACACGAUCCAUGGUGGAGACCUCCACAGCCACCAGCCUCGACUUUCCACACCUGCAUCGGGGCUCUGAGCUGUCCCAGAGGAAGGAGGUUUCCUGCUUCCUGGCCAUGUGCAGACUCCUGGGGGACAGCCGAUGGGGAGACGGGGAUGGGAGGGCGGGGGCGGGGGGCUCAUCUGUCACCCGCAUUUUCUUUGGUAUUUUUUCCUUCUCCAUGGGCAGUGCUAAGGCUUGGGCCGGGGCUGACUCCCCUUAGGGCUGGAGACCACCAGAGGAAGCACCCCUCCCCACAACCCAAGAGGCAGCGCAUCCAUUUCCAGACCCCUCCCCAUUCAGGACCUGGAUGUAACCUGGAUGAGCAGAGCUUAGUGUCCAGGACCCAAAAGACUUCCAGUGGGUUCUUCUGGAGGUGUUAGUGUCAGAGAGGGCAAGGCCCUUGGAGCAGGAGUGUCUCCAAAAGCCCUGCAGACCUUCUGCAGAGGUCUGUGGCUGCUCCUGAGGCUCUGUAUCCCCUCAAUCCAGCUGGGUCCCUCCCCUUCCACCUUUCUCCUUGUCCUGCUACACCUAGGGUCCAGUUGGUGCUCCUGCCAGCCCCAAGUGGCUACAUCCCACCUGCUCCCCCCAGAAACCCUCCCCUGCUCCUUGCCCCUACCUCAGCCAGCCUAGGUAACUCCGGGGCAUGUACCCCGGGAACUCACUGGCUCAGUAAAGAGCUGGGUCCUGUAUCCACCGCUCCUAUUGCCUCUUCCUCUUCCUCCUCCUCUUCCUCUUGGGCGUGGCUAGUCUAGAGACCUGUGGAAUGUUCAGGUUAGCAUCCUUGGCUGGGGUGUAGGAUAGAGAGGCCCAGUAGUAGAGGGAAGAAGAUGGAAUGACAUCUUGGAAAGGAAAGAGCUCAGAAGGUCCCCCCACCCCACCCGCUCCUCCCUUAACCUCAGAAAGGCAAGGCUUUGUGCCACAGGAGGGUAGCCUGUUGACAUUCACACCUGGGGUUGUUGGGUGUAGCCCUCCUGGGUCAAUGCCUGGCAAGACCCUCUCCCUGAGAGGCUCUGUCUUAAUAAACCCCUCAACCCUGGCACAUAGACAACGUUUUCCUCUGAUUCACCCACUCAAGGGGCAGUCCUGGGCUCUCACUGGCGUUUAGGGGUUAGCAGAGGUGAAGACGUUCAUUCUGGGGGAUGCCCCAGGCCACACCUAUUCGGACCCCUUCCUGCAAUGCAGGAUUCCCCUUUUCAGGCUUUCUGUCACCUCCGACUGCUACAGGCUCUGCCUCCCUGGUGACAUCACUAGGAGCUGCAGGGACUCCAGGUUAGAGGCUGGCCACUUCCCAUGGUUAAUGCUAAACUUUUUUAGGAGAGCCUCCCUCUCCCUGUCCCUUUGCCUACAAGGAAUUGCAUCUCACAGCCACUGGAUGAGCGGAUGUCCAGGCAUCCAUGCCUCCGCCUGAGCUCUCGUAGUCCCUGAUCCAAGGUAGAUUAACACUUUUGUACUGAACUGGAUUAACCUUUAGGAGCUGGGCUUGGAGAUCCUAGCCUCUCUCAGCCACUCCCAGCCACACUGCUGUGUCCCAGAGUUGUGGGAAGAGGGUGUUACCCCAAAAGUGAUCCCACCUAGUCCUCAGCACUUCGGCUGCGCCUCCUUUCCAUACCAGCAAGGUUAUCAAUGCCUGCAGCUGGCUGAGCGGACACUGCUUUGGAGCAGGUGAGUGGGCAGCUUUGUGUCCACGGUCUACUGAUGCAACUACCCCCCAAAUGGAACCCUGCUGACCCUCCAUCCCUAGAUAGAAGCUGUAUUUACAAGCCAAGAGAAUAUACCAGUGACAGUGCAGUGCCCUGUGGGAAAGCAGGGUCACCUGGGCACCUGGAGUCAGAGGGGAGAGCCAGCCCAUUCCAAGAUUAACCAGAUGGGUGACAUCUGUUUGGCCAGGGUGCUCAGGGCAGGGAAAGGGGAGAUGUCUCUCCAUCACCCAGCUCCCUUAUUCAGAGCAAAACCGCAGGCUAUCAUUUCUGGAAUGCUCAAAGAGAUCACUGUUCACAGUGGCAUCCUCAGAUACAAGUUAUUUCAAACCAAGAAAUCAAACCACCAAUCUUGGGAGGAGGUACUGGCUGGGGUUGAUUUCAUUCCUCUGUCCCCCCUACCCUUUCUGAAGGUUCUGGAUGGUUUUGUUAUGCCUCCCGGUUUUUUUUCCACACACUGAUGACUUUCCAGGGCCCUAACUAAGGAUUAAGAGGCUCUCGUUUGGGGGUCCGCAGGGUUAGAGCCUAUGCUAUCUGCCUGGUCCUUCCUCCAGACUCCACUCCCCAUGGGAGCCAGGUGGCCGGCGAGGAUGACAGACUUGUGAUGAGGAGACCGGAGGGGCCCAGAGUCCAAGCCCGUGGAACAGCACCAAAGAGAAGCGCUAUGUGGAGAGAUUGCUUUAUUUUCUGAUAAUGAUAUCGUGGCUGGAAUGGCUUAAGAUGUAUAUAUUUUUUAACCGGCAGCCCUUGCUGCCGCCUCACCCUUCCUGUAUGUAAUUCUUGUAUGUGUUUCCCCCACAGCCCCACCCCCACCCCAUGUAAAAUCACAUGCCCUGGGGUUCUCCCAUCCAGUCCCAUGUAUCUGGAAUCUAAUAAAUAGGGAAAGCUGUGUUGAGUUUUU
Messenger RNA from Peromyscus maniculatus bairdii (prairie deer mouse), 4438 nucleotides. It is a transcript of the gene Esrrb, whose product is annotated as estrogen related receptor beta. Gene Ontology annotation, molecular function: nuclear steroid receptor activity; steroid binding; sequence-specific DNA binding. The record is from RefSeq and is a predicted model, not a curated record. Gene Ontology annotation, cellular component: nucleus. Gene Ontology annotation, biological process: regulation of DNA-templated transcription. NCBI's taxonomy places the organism in Eukaryota, Metazoa, Chordata, Mammalia, Rodentia, Cricetidae.